AUGACCGUUGGUAUUACGAGAGCUCGCGAAGUGGAAACGCUUGAGGAUGCGUUCCAAGAUAUCAAGAAACAGAGGACCCAAUCGUUUGAUCGAUCAGCGUUGAGCGAACCAGUAUCCACAAUAGAAAUAAUUCCUACUGACAAGUUCAAGAAACAGAACGUUUUAGGGUACAAGUCUAGUAAAGUUAAUGAUACGGUGGGGAAAGGUAACCCUACAGCUUUUGAGGAGGAACUUUCGCUUAUGGAUCAUGAACUGGUGGAAAAGACAGAGUGUGGUCAGAGUAAAGUAUGGUCUAGGGUACCUAUUCCAGCGGAUUUCAAUGCAAAGACGAGCGAUAUUUCAUUUCAACAAUUGGAUGCAGAGCAAGCGAUGCUACCUGGUCAAUACGAUUCUAAUACGAAUAUUGUCAUAAGAUUUUUUGGGGUCACUGACAAGGGUAAUUCUAUACUGUGUAACGUGACGGGGUUCAAACAUUAUCUUUACGUUCCUGCGCCCCUGGGUUUCCAUCAGGAAAAUAUUUUGACACUUCAGCAGUACCUAAACGAGCAUUAUGAGAAUAAUGUGGAUUCUAUUAAGAUUGUUCCAAAGCAAAGUAUAUGGGGGUUUUCAGGAGAUGCAAAGAUUCCGUUCUUACAGAUAUUUGUGAAGAACCCCAACCUGCUGAAUAAGAUUAGGACAGGUUUUGAGAAGGGAUACAUUCAGCCGAACGAUAAAUGGUUUGUUGGUGGUUGUACAACAUACGACAACAUUGCUUUCCCACUCCGGCUGAUGAUCGAUUGUGGGAUUGUAGGAAUGUCCUGGAUUACUUUACCCGCUAGUAAGUAUCAAUUGGUUCCAGUUAACCAACGAAUCUCCACAUGCCAGUUUGAAGUCAAUAUAAACUAUAAGGAUUUGAUUGCACAUCCUGCAGAAGGUGAAUGGUCCCAUAACGCUCCGCUAAGAAUCAUGUCUUUCGAUAUUGAAUGUGCUGGUAGGCCCGGUGUCUUUCCAGAACCUGAACACGAUUCUGUGAUACAGAUAGCUAAUGUUGUUAGUAUCUCGGGUGCUGCCAAACCUUUCAUUAGAAAUGUCUUCACCGUGAACUCAUGCUCUCCCAUUACCGGAUCUCAGAUAUUUGAACAUGAUAAAGAAUCAGAUAUGUUGGAACAUUGGCGUGAUUUUAUUGUUGAAGUAGAUCCCGAUGUUGUUAUAGGUUAUAACACCACUAAUUUCGAUUUCCCGUAUUUGAUUGAUAGGGCGGCUGCAUUGGGGGUACAGUCAUUCCCAUAUUUCGGAAGAUUAUCAAACGUAAAACAAGAAGUCAAAUCAUCUACUUUUUCGUCCAAAGCUUACGGUACCCGUGAAUCCAAGAACAUCAACAUUGAUGGACGUUUACAAUUGGAUUUACUGCAAUUUGUGCAAAGAGAGUAUAAAUUGAGAUCUUACACAUUGAACGCGGUGUCUGCUCAUUUCUUAGGUGAACAGAAAGAGGACGUUCAUCACAGUAUUAUCACGACUUUACAGAAUGGAGACAGUGAGACAAGGAGAAGAUUAGCGGUUUACUGUUUGAAAGAUGCGUAUCUUCCGCUGAGACUUAUGGAAAAACUCAUGGCAUUGGUUAACUAUACGGAAAUGUCAAGAGUCACUGGUGUUCCGUUCAUGUAUUUACUUGCUCGUGGUCAACAGAUCAAAGUUAUCUCACAGCUUUUCAGAAAGUGUCUGCAAAUUCAAACAGUAAUUCCAAACAUGAGUUCACAAGGUUCGGAUGAGCAAUAUGAAGGUGCGACCGUUAUUGAACCGAAGAGAGGAUAUUAUGACGUUCCUAUUGCAACGUUGGAUUUCAGUUCCCUAUAUCCAAGUAUUAUGAUGGCCCAUAAUCUUUGUUAUACUACAUUGUGUGAUAGAGCAACAGUCCAGAGACUUAAUCUCAAACUUGAUGAAGAUUAUAUUGUAACUCCAAACAAUGACAUUUUCGUCACUUCGAAAGUUAGGCGUGGUGUUUUACCGGAAAUUUUGGAAGAAUUGAUUGGGGCCAGAAAGAAGGCCAAAUUUGAUUUAAAGAAUGAAACGGACCCCUUCAAAAGAGAUGUUCUUAAUGGUAGGCAAUUAGCUUUAAAAAUCUCGGCAAACUCUGUGUAUGGUUUUACAGGGGCCACUGUUGGAAAGUUACCAUGCCUAGCCAUUUCUUCCUCUGUCACUUCUUUCGGUCGUACCAUGAUCGAAACUACAAAGAACGCCGUGGAAAAUAAAUACUGUAUCAAAAAUGGUGCAUCUCAUGAUGCUGUUGUUGUCUACGGUGAUACUGAUUCUGUCAUGGUCAAAUUUGGUACCACAGAUUUAGAAGAAUCUAUGAAACUUGGUGCUGAGGCUGCUGCAUAUGUUUCAUCUCUGUUCAAGGACCCUAUCAAACUUGAAUUUGAGAAAGUUUACUUUCCCUAUCUAUUGAUUAACAAAAAGAGGUACGCAGGUCUCUAUUGGACUAAUCCAAAAAAAUAUGACAAACUCGACCAGAAGGGUUUGGCCUCUGUUAGAAGAGACUCAUGUCCUCUUGUCUCAAUUGUUAUGAACAAGGUCUUGAAGAAGAUAUUGAUUGGUAGAAAUGUAGAUGGUGCUAUGCAGUUUAUCCGAGAAACUAUCGAUGAUAUUUUGCAAAAUCGUUGUGAUAUCUCUAAAUUGAUCAUUUCCAAAACAUUGGCACCAAAUUAUACGAAUCCGCAACCACAUGCUGUGCUUGCUGAACGCAUGAAAAAGAGAGACGGUGUCGGUCCAAAUGUCGGUGACCGUGUAGAUUAUGUUAUAAUCGGUGGGGGUGAUAAACUUUUUAAUAGAGCAGAAGACCCGCUGUAUGUGCUUGAACAGAACCUCCAGCUAGAUUCUAUCUAUUAUUUGAGUAAUCAACUACAAAAUCCAAUUAUAAGUAUUAUUGCUCCUAUCAUCGGUGAGAAACAAGCAAAUUCGAUGUUUAUUGUCAAAUCCAUCAAACGUCAAAGUGGGCCAGUUGGGGCAGCCUCGAAACAAAAAGGUGGCUUGAUGAGUUUUGUUAAAAAGGUCGAUACUUGUAAGAGUUGCAAGCGCGUCCUCCGUAAAAAUGAAGGGCCGUUAUGCAAUGACUGCUUAUCUAGAUCAGGAGAAUUAUAUAUGGAGGCCCUGUAUGACGUAAGAACGCUAGAGGAACGUUUUUCGAGACUAUGGACGCAAUGUCAGCGCUGCUCAGGAUCAUUACACAACGAGGUUCUAUGCUCUAAUAAAAAUUGUGAUAUAUUUUACAUGAGAGUUAAGGCAAAGAAAGAACUUCAAGAGAAAGUGAUAGAAUUAAGUAAAUGGUAA
This is a messenger RNA of Kluyveromyces lactis, 3306 nucleotides long. It is a transcript of the gene POL3, whose product is annotated as DNA-directed DNA polymerase delta POL3. NCBI's taxonomy places the organism in Eukaryota, Fungi, Ascomycota, Saccharomycetes, Saccharomycetales, Saccharomycetaceae. Gene Ontology annotation, molecular function: DNA binding; nucleotide binding; 3'-5'-DNA exonuclease activity. Gene Ontology annotation, cellular component: delta DNA polymerase complex. The record is from RefSeq and is a predicted model, not a curated record. Gene Ontology annotation, biological process: nucleotide-excision repair, DNA gap filling; DNA replication proofreading; base-excision repair, gap-filling. Bases 1 to 3306 code for a protein of 1101 amino acids. The transcript has a single exon.